ACUGCUUCCGUUUAAAUUCGGUGUUUUCUUUACAACAAAACACCUCCUAAUUUCGUUGAAAACAGAAGGUUUUACACAUCGGAUCAUCUUCAAAAUAUAUUCUAUUCAAACUGGAAGUAUUCUGUAUGUUGUUGGCUGCGUAACUUUUGUAGUUACUGAUUUAGAACUGACAAGAUGGGGUGUGCUGUGAGCACUGAUGACAAAGUUGCCGCUGAGCGAUCGAAACAAAUCGACAAAACACUGCGAGCGGAUGGCGAAAAAGCGGCUCGUGAGGUCAAACUUCUGUUACUUGGUGCUGGCGAAUCAGGAAAGAGCACAAUUGUGAAACAAAUGAAAAUUAUCCAUGAGAAGGGCUACUCGAAAGAAGAAUGUCUCCAAUAUCGACCGGUUGUCUAUAGCAACACGAUACAGAGUAUGGUCGCUAUCAUCAGAGCAAUGGGACAGUUGAAGAUCGAAUUUGGUCACCCAGAACGAGCGAACGAUGCCCGGCAACUGUUUGCCCUCGCCGGUAAUGCUGAUGAUGGUGAACUUUCACAAGAUCUGGCUGAAGUAAUGAAGCGGUUAUGGAAGGAUCACGGAGUGCAGCAUUGUUUCAGCCGGUCACGAGAAUACCAGCUCAAUGACUCGGCCUCUUAUUAUUUGAAUGAGUUGGACUGUAUAUCUCAACAAGGCUACAUACCCACAGAACAAGAUGUACUGAGAACUCGCGUGAAAACAACCGGCAUUGUCGAAACCCAUUUCACAUUCAAAGAUUUGCAUUUCAAAAUGUUUGACGUUGGUGGUCAGCGGUCUGAACGAAAGAAGUGGAUCCAUUGUUUUGAGGGUGUAACUGCUAUCAUUUUCAUAGUGGCUAUGAGUGAAUAUGACUUAACGUUAGCAGAGGACCAGGAAAUGAACCGAAUGAUGGAGAGUAUGAAGCUGUUUGACUCUAUCUGCAACAACAAGUGGUUCACAGACACGUCUAUCAUCCUCUUCUUAAACAAGAAGGAUCUGUUUGAGGAGAAAAUCAAAAAGUCACAACUGGCGAUCUGUUUCCCUGAAUAUGCUGGGUCAAACACUUACGAGGAGGCUGCAGCCUACAUUCAGAUGCAGUUUGAGAAUCUAAACAAGAGGAAAGAGACCAAGGAAAUCUACACCCACUUUACAUGUGCCACCGAUACCGGUAAUGUCCAGUUUGUAUUUGAUGCUGUCACCGAUGUCAUUAUCAAAAAUAACCUGAAGGAUUGUGGUUUGUUCUAGAACUGCGUCACUGGAAUAGAGGCAGCGAUAAGCUGCUGUAGAGAAUGCACAGACCACCAGUACUUCAAUCAAAACCAAAGAUCAUUGGCUAAUUAAGACCAUGGAUGGCCAAAUGAGAAUUAGCUCUGCUUACCACCUGUUGUUGGUGGCUGUUUGUAACAGUACAUGUAGUGGGUCAAACCUGAACCAAGGCUUCAUUGUCUUAAGAGAUUGUUUCUGGACUUUAUUAGCUCACAGUUUGUGUAACAGUGGUUAAUAUCAGUGUGAACAAUAGAGUUGUUAUGACAAGUGUUGUUUGCAGGCAGGUCAAUCAAAAAGAGCCGUUGUAGCCUGAUUCAAAUAGGCCGACAUGGGGUAUUUUCUUUCUUUAUAACUUUCACGUUUGACACAAUGCCUGAGCUUUGGAUGUUGUGUCACUGCCCACACAUCAGCCUGGUUCUCAGACAGCAGCAUGACGUUUGGUGUUGUCUAGUAGAAAAUAGCAUUCGACAAAGCCUCGUUCCUCUAUGUGUGAAGCAAAACUUGUCCUUAAAAUAUCUGGUCGAUAUAUCAGUCUAAUCAGAUGUAAACUUGUGUCAUUGGCUUUUUUUCUAGACGAUAUUGACUAGGACUUCAAAUUGGCUUUGGUAUGGUGAGAAGGUUGCAAAGGCACAGGCUUUAGUGUUUAUGGCCGGAGACAGAAGCAGAUGAAAUGCAAAUGAUCAUAACAUUUUCAUAAACAAGCGAUCAUAAUAUACUUUUUGAGAAUAAAUUUCAUAUACCCAGACAAAAUUCAAAAAUUAAUCUUUGUAAUUGAUUCUUAUAUUUGACUUCAGAAUAUAAAGAGAAUUUUUGAAAUUUUCUGAUUUGAUAAUGUUGAGAAAUUCUCACUUAAAACCUUUUUAUUUAGCAUGAGGUUAAUGAAUUAGUUGAAAGCAAUUUGUAAAUACUUUAUUUAAAUACUGUGUAUGAUAUUAUAUAAAGCAGUCUAUCUGUAGAACUCGACAUGAAAUAGUUAGAUUUUCCUCGUUUUCUGAAGACUUAGUUAGUCUAAUUUUUUGACUAGUUGCAGAAAAUUUGGAAUUUCCGUGUUAACAUAAAUGGUUGGCAUCAUUUUCACUGGUAGUAGGCCUACUCCGAGUAUAGGCUCAGUAAGGACAGUUUAUCAAUAUCUUGGAUUGUCAGCAAAAUUCGAGAAUAAAACGGGAUGAAACGUUGGAGGAGAAGCAAUUGGCACUACUCUCUUAUUUUUGAUGUUUUCUGGGGAUGAUGGUCAAUCACUUAUCUGCAAAUCUUGGCCAUUGCUAUCACAACAGGAACUUUAUACCGAUAAUCCAGUCUUGAUAAUCAUCUUCAGAGCAGUCUAUAGCCGCACUUACACCACCUGAAAAUGGACCACCAAUCUUGGUUCGGGAACCAAUGCCGCACCAUCGAAAAUCCACCAAGCGCUUACACCAGCGCUGCAGCUAGUUAUAAAAUCCGGCUACAGAUGGCGCGCAGACAAUAAAUUGCAUGCGCAGAAAGCGCCAUUUCGAAAGCUCCGCCUGGAGCCGAACCAUCUAACUAGCUAAUUGCCGAUCCAUUUGCGCGUACACCAUGACAAAGCCGAGCUUUUAACAAGCCGGGUGAAUUUGGACCAUCAAGCUUGGUGGGACAAAUUCGCUCGGCAAUGGAUUGCCGAACCAAUUUGUCGCGGCAAUGUGGUGGUGUAAGUGCAAUUGGUCCACCAAUAUUUCGUGGUGUAAGCGCAGCUAAAAUUCCUCUUCUAGUUUCAAAUCAUGUUAAUUGGGACCAUAUCCCCUUCUCUUUAGAGUUAUUUUUAUACAAAAUGAAUCAAGAAUCUUGGGAUGCAAUCAUGUCUUAGUUCUUAUUCCCUAGCUUUGAUGUGUUUGGGGCCAAGUUGUCAGUUGUAGCAGAUGAGUUUGUGGUGUAAAUCAGUGAGUCACUUGAUUCAAACUUAACAUCAUACAUAUACAUGCAUAUACCUCAACUCUGAGCAGACCAUGAAGUUUUUUACAGUAGAAUAUUACGUCGUGUAUAACGCUUAAAAACUAACCAUGCAAACUAUUUGCUUAUUAGAACUUACAAGUGAAUUUGCUUUGAUAAUGUAAGAUAUAGAUGAGUUCACCAGUAGUAAUAAUCAGUCAUAGCAUUUAUUACUUUUCUAUCUAAUCAUUAGUCCAACAAUCGGAGGAAUACCGACGAGGUAUACGUACCUUUCCGAUGUCCAUGCAUUUGACAUUUUUGAGUAAAAGUAGAUUCCAUAUUUUGUAAGGUCCUGUUUUAUAAUGGCAAUAUUUUCUCGGGUGCAUUGUACAUCUUCAACCAAAAAUGAAUUGAAUAUGCCAAGUUGUUAGGUCAUACGUAAAUAAUCCUGCCUUUGAACUUAAUAGCUUUACCAAUACUUUUGUGAACAAAUCUUGAUACUUAAUCCAUUUUCUACUGCCUGACUUGCCUUUGAGCUUUAAACAUGCAGGGGAAAGCAUUUCAGCCAUUUUGUCUGAAACAGUCCAUUGUUCUUUUAUCCAUUGGCAUUACGAAUUGAUUACUUAAUAAGAUAUUUCUCUUUCGCAAACAUCAUUUGUCCCAUUUGGCGUAAUUGUAAAAGUUCUGUUAUACAGAUAUAUUGAUAUAUUAUCCUGUCGUUCUUUACUCUGCUCAGCAAAAGUUAGCUUGGUACUUGAUAGCAAUAAUGUUGCAGUGAUUUGAAUGGACGGUUUAUCCUGAUUUUACCAAGAUGUUGUACAAAUAAUUUGAAUGUUUUCAAUAUCUUGACAAACUUGGGGUGUUUGAUGACAGGUUCUUUGAUAUAUGGUAGGCAGUUUGUUUGGUACCCAGUGAUGAGUCAUAUACAAUUUGUAAUAGAGGUAUAUUUUUAGGUGAAGUGAAGAAGCGGUUUAGAUUUCCGUUGUGAUGUUUUGCUAGAAGAAUCAUGUUAAAUUGUUCUCCGCAUUGUGGCAAUCACUUUGUUAUGAACGAGCUCACACCAUUUUCAGUAUCAACCAUUUCUAUGAGAAGUCUUGUAAGUUAUUUAUUAGAUGUCGUGUUGUUUCCCUGGUUCAAUUAUAUCUCAUAAAAAAGGAUCACAUAAAACUAUCCUCCAAACUUCGAAAACAGAAUGUUCGUCUCUAAAGCUCAACCCUGCACAUUUGUUUUGGUUAGUUGGGUAUUUUUGUGGCUCAAAUUUGGUUGUCAACUUCAAAAGGCUAAAACCAGUCAACCAAAUAAAUAAUACUGAUCACUGUUAUACAUUUGGAUGUUGUGCUGUAUUUAACAGAAGGUGUCAAGAAUAACAGGACUCUCAAAGCAAUCAAGGAUAUUCCUGCCGAUUGGCACUUCUUUCACUUUGAUUCCACAUUUGCAAGUGACCUUUGAGUUGGAGAAUGCUGUUCCAAGACUUAGUAAUGUGGUGUUUAAUGUGCUUUGUGAUUGGUGGUACAGAUUUUGCUGGUUAGUGUUAGUGAUUGUUACUUUCACUGUGAUCAUAAGCUGAUUUUUCCACGAUAAGUUUAUUUUUGUAUGAUGAUGUUUAAGUCGGGGAUGGUUAUUCUUUAGUUAUUACUAGACCAGUGUACAAGCUAAAUGUAUACUUUUUUCGGAGAUACUGUGUCAACAGGUUUAUGCUGUGUGAGAGGCGUCUUUUUCACAUAUUCUAAAUGUACAGGUGCCCCUCAAAUGGCAUAAACCAGUCAUAACAGUAUAUGUAUCUUGCUGAGGACCAAUGUUGCCUUUUUAGGAGAAACUUGGGGGGGGGAGGUUCAUUCAUAUUCCAAUAACGCUGCACCUGGCAAAUCUUGCCUUGAAAUGUGAAAGGUUAUGUACAUGUAAACUCGGACAGAAUGUGUUAUUGGCUAACUAUGAAAUAUCUUCAUUGUCACAAUAAACUGAAUAUUCAUGAUCUAUAUAAAAUUA
Molecule: messenger RNA, 5130 nt
Organism: Lineus longissimus
Lineage: Eukaryota; Metazoa; Nemertea; Pilidiophora; Heteronemertea; Lineidae
Product: guanine nucleotide-binding protein G(i) subunit alpha
Exons: 9
Coding region: 175-1239 (354 amino acids)
Biological process (GO): adenylate cyclase-modulating G protein-coupled receptor signaling pathway
Cellular component (GO): heterotrimeric G-protein complex
Molecular function (GO): G-protein beta/gamma-subunit complex binding; G protein-coupled receptor binding; GTPase activity
Source: RefSeq, a predicted model, not a curated record